AGUUACUUCACAAGUCAAAAUUGGCUUUCUUCCAAUCCAAAUAUUAAAAAAAAUACAAAUUACAGACAAAAGAAUGAGAAAAUUUGUUAAUUCGUGAAAAUUCAGACUCAAUAUGAAAAUAUCCUGUUGUCAAUCAAACCUCUGAAAGAUUAAAGAAUCGAGAAAUCAUAGGAACUAUGUGCCUGACAAGUACGGUACAGAAGAAGAACAUGGAUAGAUCUAGAUCCCCGGCUCCUCAAAUAUCUAGGGCUCUGUAUCAAGACUUUAAGUUUAUUGUAACUGAUGAGAGACCUACGAGACCCAGCUUAGACGAAGAUACGAAAAGUUUUUCUUCAUCUUCCUCGAACUCUUCAUGUAUCAGUGUCCUCUCAGUUAAAUCAAACAGAAGAAAAUCUAGUACUGCCCAUGAAUUAUGUCGGGACACUAAAACCAGGAAACUUGGAUCCAGGAAACCAUCAUCUCAAAUCUCAAAUCAGGAUCAGGAAAAUGAAUUUUCAUUUUCCCAAAAGAAAUCUGUUUCUUCUGGUAGACCUAAACCAAGAGGAUUGAGUGAAAGAGAUAGAAAUGUCUUCCGAUUCAGUAAUGUCAGCUCACCAAAGGAGAAUUUGAAUCCACAGAUUCAAGUGCCAAGAAUAUCUGUUAGUUUGGAUACAGAUGAUGUUUUCCUGGAUACACUUGAAUAUCCUGCUAGCUCAAGACUACUCCUGACUCCGUCCACUACCUACUCCCCAAGGCCAAGUAGUUGUACCUCUCUUAACCUUGAAUACUCUCCAAACAUUGCUUUAGGUAUUAAAUAUAUUUUUAAUAUGAUUCUUUAA
Eurytemora carolleeae is the source of this 818-nucleotide messenger RNA. RefSeq lists its product as uncharacterized. The transcript is spliced from 8 exons. Lineage: Eukaryota; Metazoa; Arthropoda; Copepoda; Calanoida; Temoridae. Bases 177 to 818 code for a protein of 213 amino acids. The record is from RefSeq and is a predicted model, not a curated record.